Oldenlandia corymbosa var. corymbosa is the source of this 1664-nucleotide messenger RNA. The record is from the annotation of a GenBank genome assembly. NCBI's taxonomy places the organism in Eukaryota, Viridiplantae, Streptophyta, Magnoliopsida, Gentianales, Rubiaceae.
CACAAUUUAUCCACAAAAAUGAUCAUCAAGUUAAGCUGUUUGAACAAAGUUGUUGUUAACAACUAACUUACAAAGUUUUCAUUUUACCAAAAACAGGAAGGCAUCCUCCAAUCUCCAACGUUGUAGGAUCCUUCCUUUGUACAUAGUUUUUUUUUUGCAUAUAACCAACAAUUUUGUUUUUGUAUUUUCUUUCAUCCCUUAACCAAAAACAAUUUCUAAGCUUUGGAUAGUUUGAUUGAUAUACAAUGAAGGUUCAUAGAGAAAACAAUAUACGUAUGGUGACUAAAAUGAGGAAACUGUGUCCAAAUCUGGACAAAGAAGAUGCCCUGGACACGGUGUUGGAGGUUCCGAUCCCGGAGGAAAUGUUCACCAAUAUGGGAGGAACUGCAGCUCAUAGAUGGCAGAAUAUGCAUAGUUUGAUGAGGGCACAGAGGUUGGAGAAACAGCCAACUACAACAUCUAGAACCGAUCAAUUCAUUCUGUUGUUGAAACUCGUCGGCUCGCCUUUUAUUCCUUUCCAGGCUCAGCUGGAUCAUGCCAUCACAUUGCCAAUUCGAGACGGUACCAUUGAAGCUUCGACAGCGAAAUAUAUUGUACAGCAAUAUAUAGCAGCCACAGGUGGGCAAGCUGCCCUGAAUUGGAUCAAUAGUAUGUAUGCUGUUGGGCAGGUGAGCAUGAUCACUUCAGAUAUGCCUGAAAAUGGUCAAAUUACUACGAAUUCAAGACGGAGUAGCGAGGUCGGUGGAUUUGUCCUCUGGCAGAAGAACCCUGAUCUAUGGUACCUAGAAUUAGCGGUUUCUGGUUACAAUAUAAGUUCAGGUAGUGAUGGAAAGGUGGCUUGGAGUCAAUCAUCCUCUAGUUCAGUUGUCUCAAAAGGACCUCCAAGACCUCUUCGCCGGUUCUUUCAGGGCCUAGAUCCAAGAUCAACAGCUAACCUAUUCUUGAAUGCGGUAUGCAUUGGGGAGAAAAAGAUCAAAGACGACGAUUGCUUUACGCUGAAGCUGGAGACAAGCCCUGAGAUCCUGAAGGCUCAAAGCACUGCCAACACAGAAAUUGUGCAUCAUACAAUAUGGGGGAAUUUUUGCCAGAGAACAGGGCUACUGAUCCAGUUUGAGGACACAAAGUUAGUGAGAAUGAAAGCUGCAAAGGGAGAUGAUAACGUGUUUUAUGAAACAAGUAUGGAAUCAUUCCUUGAAGACUACAGGAUCAAUGAUGGCAUCAAUAUAGCUCACAGUGGGAGGACAAUUUCAUCCAUUUAUAGGUAUGGAUCAAAACUAAGCAGGAAAUGGAAGAUUGAGGAGACAUGGAAGAUUGAAGAGAUUGAUUUUAACAUCAAUGGGUUGUCCAUGGAUUGCUUUUUGCCUCCAUCUGAGGCCAGGAAAGAGCAUGAUUCAGAAGAACAAUGAUAAAAAAGGGGGUAAAUCUGCUGAUUGCCUGGCAAAUUGACUCGGUAGUCCACAAUUCCAUUAACUGUAUGUAUAUAUUUAGGUUAUUAAAGAAAGAAAUCUCGACCAACAUUUUCUGUCGGAAAAAAAAAGAAGUUAUAGUUAAAUAGUAGACCAUCAACAUUUAACCAUACUAAAAGCUUUUAUUUGGUUUUCUACCAACACUUGUCCACGUACUAUAUCAGUAUUUCCUAAUUCCUUUCUUAAUCUCCUUCCUAU